Molecule: messenger RNA, 897 nt
Organism: Paramacrobiotus metropolitanus
Lineage: Eukaryota; Metazoa; Tardigrada; Eutardigrada; Parachela; Macrobiotidae
Product: RING-box protein 1-like
Exons: 3
Coding region: 207-551 (114 amino acids)
Biological process (GO): protein ubiquitination; ubiquitin-dependent protein catabolic process
Cellular component (GO): cullin-RING ubiquitin ligase complex; nucleus
Molecular function (GO): ubiquitin protein ligase activity; zinc ion binding; cullin family protein binding
Source: RefSeq, a predicted model, not a curated record
GCAGCAACUUGAGCCGCUGUUUCCACAUGAACCAGAAAAAAUCCUUCUCAUUUUCGUUUUCUAGUUCCACCUAGCGUGCUCUGCCAGCGAAAUUUAGUUAAUUUACGUACCUUCCUACAGUUAAGAGUUACAACGCCAACAGUAGCGUAUAUUUCCAAAUUACGAGGUUGUAUUUCUUACUACACGGCUCAGAACGAAAAUUCAGCAUGGACGUUGACGAAGAAAUGCCCGUUCAAGCGGAUGCUGGAGCUGGGAACACUGAAGGAGAAACUGCGAAGAAAAAGCGCUUUGAAGUGAAGAAAUGGAAUGCAGUGGCACUCUGGGCUUGGGAUAUCGUGGUGGAUAACUGUGCCAUCUGCCGAAACCACAUCAUGGAUCUUUGCAUUGAAUGCCAGGCCAAUCAACAAUCGACUACCAGCGAUGAGUGCACCGUGGCGUGGGGAGUUUGCAAUCAUGCUUUUCAUUUUCACUGUAUCUCACGAUGGCUGAAAACUCGUCAGGUCUGCCCUCUGGAUAAUCGUGAAUGGGAGUUCCAGAAAUACGGCCGCUAAGUUGGUGGAAGGAUGUUCAGGAUUGAUUGGCUCUUCGACGUGGAUCAUGUACUAACUGACUAAAUUCCGCACUGAUUGUGUUCUGAUUGUAAUUAUUAUAAAUACGUAAAAUCAUGCGAAAAGAAAACAUUUUUUAGUUUGCGCCUUUGCGGUAUAUUUUCGUUGUGGAAACUUUCGGCUGAUGCUGACUGAAAAGUGGUGGAAUAUUUCGUUUAUAAAGUUUUCUGAGCAUGGUUAUUGAAUAUUGAUGCUGCUUUUUGUAUGAAUAAUUUUUCAAAAUCUACAUUGAAUUAUACUCUGCAAUCUGGAAAAAAUUGCAAGCUAAUAAAUUGCCAUUGCUGUUAAA